This is a messenger RNA of Arabidopsis thaliana (thale cress), 2857 nucleotides long. RefSeq names its product Protein phosphatase 2C family protein. Lineage: Eukaryota; Viridiplantae; Streptophyta; Magnoliopsida; Brassicales; Brassicaceae. The record is from RefSeq and is marked reviewed. The transcript is spliced from 4 exons. Bases 1053 to 2024 code for a protein of 323 amino acids. Gene Ontology annotation, molecular function: protein serine/threonine phosphatase activity. Gene Ontology annotation, biological process: response to water deprivation; negative regulation of growth.
AGACGAUGUCGUGCUACUUCUUUGUCCUUUCUCCUGCCACAAGAUAAAAAAUGAACAGAGACAAACAACGUACCAGAAAAAAAAGUUUAACUAUUCUUAAAAAUAGUUUCAACUCCAAUCCUUAAUUGUUCCAUUAAAUGGAUUCUGAUAUUUUUCUCUCGUCGCUCCAUUAGCUACUUCUCCGGUGGAUACUUUAGCCAGCUUUUCUCGAGCGUUUAUCCUUACGUGCCAUUUCAAAGGUCUAAAUCUUUCUCUCUCUUUAUACAUGUAAGAAGAAUAUGAUUGGUCUGUGACAAGAUCUAAAUGAAAGCUGAAGAGAAACCUUUCUUGGGUUCUGUCUUUUUUCCUUUCUACUUCUGAAUCCAAGUAAACCAAGGUUUUUAGUUCUUGAUAUAAAAAGUAAAAAAAAAAUUGUGUAAAAUUGGUCGUCACUUUUUCACUUCGGGUGAUAUGAAGAUUUUUGCUCCUUUGUCUCAAAUUUAGAAAUUUUUAUCUUAUCAAACUUAUUUUUGAAGCAAAUCUAUGGAGAUUAAGAGUGUUUGCUUCUUUUAGCCUUUUAGGUGUUCAUAUUAAUAUAUAGUAUUAAGCAACAACAUGCUGAGAAAGUUCUCAUUUUUUUUGUUUCUUGUUAGUUUUCCCUGAAAAAGCAAAAGAGAAGAAUCUUGGAAUCUUGCAACUUGUUUUACAUUUCCUUAUUAAGAAAUAUCUCUAGAUGUGUUUUCUUUAAACAGAAACUCUCUUUCCCUUCAAGUCAAAAUCAUGUACAUCAAAGAUAAAUCUUAGAAGCUUGUUUCAAUGGAAUUCCAUGUCAGACUUAUGAAUAUUCCACUUGAAGUUCAAUUUUUGUUGUUGUUUUUCAAAGUGUCUAGAUUCUCAACACUAUGACUCAUCUUCUUACUUUUAAGAUUUAACCUCUGUUUUAUGAUCUCCUUGUAGCACUAUCAAAGUUUCUAAAGAAGUUUUGGUUUCUUGUUUUUUAAGGAUCAUCUGAAGCUUAAGGAGAAAGUUUCUCGUUGUUGCUUGAUAUAUUAAUCUUUUGGGGUAUUUAAAAGAUGGGACAUUUCUCAUCGAUGUUCAAUGGAUUAGCUCGAUCAUUUUCUAUAAAGAAAGUGAAGAACAACAAUGGAAACUGCGACGCAAAGGAAGCUGCUGAUGAGAUGGCAAGCGAGGCUAAGAAAAAAGAAUUGAUUCUGAAAUCCUCUGGUUAUGUUAAUGUACAAGGAUCUAAUAAUUUAGCCUCUCUUUUCUCCAAACGCGGCGAAAAAGGCGUUAAUCAGGAUUGUGCACUCGUUUGGGAGGGAUUUGGGUGCCAAGAAGACAUGAUCUUCUGCGGGAUAUUCGAUGGACACGGUCCAUGGGGUCACUAUGUAGCCAAACAAGUAAGAAACUCAAUGCCUUUGUCGCUUCUUUGCAACUGGCAAAAGAUUCUUGCUCAGGCCACUCUAGAACCCGAGCUCGACCUCGAAGGCUCUAAUAAAAAAAUCUCAAGAUUCGACAUAUGGAAGCAAUCCUAUCUAAAAACGUGUGCAACGGUUGAUCAAGAGCUUGAACAUCACCGCAAGAUCGAUUCUUACUAUAGCGGCACAACAGCUCUAACCAUUGUGAGACAGGGUGAAGUUAUUUAUGUAGCAAAUGUAGGCGAUUCAAGAGCGGUACUAGCCAUGGAGUCGGAUGAGGGAAGCUUGGUUGCGGUUCAGCUCACCCUCGAUUUCAAACCGAAUCUACCACAGGAGAAGGAGCGGAUAAUUGGCUGCAAAGGGCGGGUUUUCUGUCUAGAUGAUGAGCCGGGAGUCCAUCGUGUGUGGCAGCCAGACGCAGAAACACCGGGGCUCGCAAUGUCAAGAGCAUUCGGAGACUACUGUAUUAAAGAGUAUGGAUUGGUCUCAGUCCCUGAAGUCACUCAAAGACACAUCUCUACUAAAGACCACUUCAUAAUCUUGGCCAGUGAUGGGGUAAAUACUUAUAAACCUUUACACAAACAAAAUAUACUCAUCCACACUCUUAAAACGUUCAAAAAGUUAUAAAAAGUCAAUUUGAAAAAGAAAAGAAAUAACCACAUUUGAAUAAGAGACUUGGUAAUACCAAAAGAAAAGCAAAUUGGAAUAUUGUUUAUUUGAUUUAGGAAUUUUUAAUCCGAAUUUAGGUUUUCCUUGGUUUGAGUUUUUUGGUUUAAUGAAAAUUACUCAUUGGUAUAUAAAUCUAUUAUGAAUCGACUUGAGUGGUUUUGGUUCGGCUUUGAUGUUUAGGUAGAUAGAUUUUUAAAGUUCAAAUGUAUAUAAAUUUUGGUGUUUGUAUACAUUUUGGUUCGAUUUGAAUCGACUUGGUUUAUCUUGGUUGUACAGUCUUAAUUAAAUUAUUUAUCGGCAUCUUUAGUAAUUAAUCUUUUUAUUUCUCUUUGGUUUGAAUGUAAAAGAUAUGGGAUGUGAUCUCUAACCAAGAGGCUAUAGAGAUUGUCUCCUCAACGGCUGAGCGGCCUAAGGCGGCUAAGCGAUUAGUAGAGCAAGCGGUUCGGGCUUGGAAGAAAAAGAGACGAGGAUACUCCAUGGAUGAUAUGUCAGUCGUCUGCCUCUUCCUCCAUUCUUCUUCAUCGUCAUCUCUAUCACAACAUCAUCAUGCCAUGACGAUUUUAAAGUAAAACUUUGUGUUGUAAAUAGAUCAGCGAUGAUGUUACAUUUGUAACAUUCCUUUUGAAAUCCGAAAUGCGUUUUUUUGGUCGAAGCCAUCAUGAGUUGAUUUAUCGUCUCAAUGUCUCAUUGUUCACAUAAGUUGAUACCAGGAAAAGGAACGGAACAACCGAUUCCGAAGUGUAUAAUAAUAUACCACAAGAUAAAAAUCAUAAAACAAAGUUUGAUGGACA